AAACGAAUAUUCAAGAUAAAGAAACAAAUAAUAAUAAUAUAACGAUAAUAAUAUAAAAUUAAUAUUAUUAUAUUCGUAAUAGUUAUAAUUGUAAUAAAUAAUAUAAAAUGUCAAAGGUUAAUGAUUUUGGAUUUACAGAAGAUACAGGAGAAAACCAUGUAGAUAUAUCUAUAUCAAGUCCAUUUAUUGAAACCAAUAUAGCAGGUGGAGGAAGCGGUAAAAUAGGAAGUCCCGGUGGGAAUACAAAUAAUAGUAUAGGCAGUGGCAAUAGUGGAGUAUCAUUAGACGACGAAAAUAAUUUUUUUAAUAGUAAUAAUAACAAUAACCAAUCAUCAAUUGUGAAACUUUUCAAAGGAUUAUCACACCCAAUAGCAUCAUCGGUACAUGUACUCUUUAAAGUAACACCGUUAAUUUUAUAUUUAUUUUCAUUUGGUAAUAGUUUUAUCUUAACAUUUAUUAUAUGCACAUUGUUGUUAAGUUUCGAUUUUUGGACUGUUAAAAAUAUUUCUGGUCGUUUAAUGGUUGGAUUAAGAUGGUGGAAUCAGGUUUUAGAUGAUGGCACAAAUAAGUGGUUCUAUGAAACUGCUGAAGAGGGAUAUAAAGCCAACCAAAUUGAAUCUUAUAUAUUUUGGUUAGGAUUAUAUGCUACCCCUUUAGUGUGGGUCUUAUUCUUUAUUGUUUGUAUAUUUAAAUUGCAAUUUAUUUGGAUUUUAAUUCCAAUCAUUGCAAUAUGUUUAUCUUUGGCCAAUAUUUAUGGAUUCUACAAAUGUUCAAGCAACAGUGGAUCAAUUGUAUCAUCAUUCGCAACAAAUCUCAUUGGAAAAUCUAUAAUGUCAAAAGCUUCAUCAUUUAUGAACUAAACAAUAUAAAUAAAUAAUUAUAAAAUAUAAAAUAUUUAAAUAAAAAGUAUAUAAAUUAAUGUUUUAAACAUUUUUUUAAUAUUGUGCGG
This is a messenger RNA of Dictyostelium purpureum, 949 nucleotides long. RefSeq lists its product as uncharacterized. Lineage: Eukaryota; Evosea; Eumycetozoa; Dictyosteliales; Dictyosteliaceae. Gene Ontology annotation, biological process: vesicle-mediated transport; protein secretion. The transcript has 3 exons. Gene Ontology annotation, cellular component: Golgi membrane. Bases 108 to 860 code for a protein of 250 amino acids. The record is from RefSeq and is a predicted model, not a curated record.